Molecule: messenger RNA, 7635 nt
Organism: Mytilus californianus (California mussel)
Lineage: Eukaryota; Metazoa; Mollusca; Bivalvia; Mytilida; Mytilidae
Product: vitamin D3 hydroxylase-associated protein-like
Exons: 16
Coding region: 593-2371 (592 amino acids)
Biological process (GO): fatty acid catabolic process
Molecular function (GO): fatty acid amide hydrolase activity; amidase activity
Source: RefSeq, a predicted model, not a curated record
AACCAGGACAACAUGAUGAUUUGUAGAUAAAGGAGGAAUUAUAAUAAUAAAGGGUUAAUGAAAGAAAUAUUGGAGAAUGUUUAGCAUGUUUAGAGAAAAUGUCUUUUUCAGAGGUACAAAAUGUAUUGUACUGCUCGAAUUUGUGUAACAUGUACUGUAAAUGUCAUUUACUCCAGUCAAAUGAAGAAAUUGUGAGAUAUGUAUAUUGAGUGCCUGGAAUGUAUUGUACUGCUCCAAUCUGUGUAACAUGUACUGUAAAUGUCAUUUACUCCAGUCAAAUGAAGAAAUUGUGAGAUAUGUAUAUUGAGUGCCUGGAAUGUAUUGUACUGCUCCAAUCUGUGUAACAUGUACUGUAAAUGUCAUUUACUCCAGUCAAAUGAAGAAAUUGUGAGAUAUGUAUAUUAAGUGCCUGGAAUGUAUUGUACUGCUCCAAUCUGUGUAACAUGUACUGUAAAUGUCAUUUACUCCAGUCAAAUGAAGAAAUUGUGAGAUAUGUAUAUUGAGUGCCUGGAAUGUAUUGUACUGCUCCAAUCUGUGUAACAUGUACUGUAAAUGUCAUUUACUCCAGUCAAAUGAAGAAAUUUAACAGGAUAUGGAUAGAGUGAUAAGAACUUUGUGGAAACAGUGGGAUUCAGAGAGCCCAAAGGAGAAAAAAAUUGUUAUUGGAGUCAUAGCUGGAAGUUACCUUUCAUAUCGGGCAGGAAAAAUACUUCACCAUUAUUAUAAGAAAUAUGAAAACAACCAGAAAAUUAAAAGGAAGCAGGAAGAAUGCAGAGAGUCAAAAGAGAAACUUAAGGAAUUUCUCAUGGAGAAAAAAAUUUCCAAAGAAGCUGUACAGAGAAUAGUGAGCCUUCCAUUUAAAGAUCUUCAAACAGAAUUACAAUCAGGAAAGAUAACUGCUGUUGAAGUAUUACAUGCUUAUCAAAUAAAGGCACUGGAAGUUGAUAAACUUACAAACUGUAUAACAGAAGUAAUAUGGGAGGCUGAGGAGAUUGCUUUAAGUAGAGAUUUGAAUGCCAAUAAGAAGGGUCCACUUCAUGGUAUACCAAUAAGUUUAAAAGAAAGCUUUAUGAUUCCUGGUUAUGAUUGCACAGCUGGACUAGCUUUCUACUUAGAUAAACCUGCUAAACAAGAGAAUGUUCUUGUACAGGUUUUGAAACAGGCAGGAGCAGUACCGUUUGUCAGAACAAACAUUCCACAAGGAAUGAUGACAUACGAAUGCUCAAAUCCCAUCCAUGGCAUCACAGGCAAUCCACACGAUCCUAAACGUAUACCAGGAGGGUCAUCUGGAGGGGAAGGAGCAUUAAUUGCAGGAGGAGGAUCUAUCUUAGGUUUUGGAAGUGACAUUGGAGGUAGUCUCAGAAUUCCUGCUCACAUGUGUGGAUGUUGCUCUCUCAAACCUACUGUUGGAAGGCUCAGUGAUGAAGGGCAGAAUGAUUUUGGAGAUGGACAAACCUUAGUAAUUGCUACACCAGGACCGAUGGCAGCAGAUGUAGAUGGCCUGGUUUCCAGUAUGAAGUGUUUACUGGUACCCAAAAUGUUUAAUCUAGAUCCAGCAGUAUCCCCUGUUCCAUUCAGAAAUGAGAUAUAUGAAGAGAAACGUAAGCUAAAUAUUGGAUUUUAUGUAGAUGAUGGAAGUUUGAAAUCUAUUCCUGCAUGUCAGAGAGCAGUCUUAGAGGUCAAGGCCAUGUUAGAAUCACAAGGUCACACAUUGAUCCCUUUUGAACCUUUAGAUAUUUCCAAGAUGUCAGAACUGUUUAUAAAAGCAACAUUUGCUGAUGGUGGUAAAAUUUUUGUUGACAUUCUAUCAACAGACCAAGUAGAUCCAACAAUAUCUAUUACAAUGAUGUCAUUUAAAAUGCCUAAAUGGUUGUAUAAGGUAAUGGUUAUGGUUGGGAGAUUACUAACUAAGGACCAUAUGAUGACUGUAUUUGGAAAUAGUUUCCUUGGGGUAAAAUCAAUAACAGAGUACUGGGAUUUAGCUUUACAGAUUAAGGAAUAUAAAACAGAAUUUCUUAAGAAAUGGAGAGACAAUAAGUUAGAUGCUAUGAUUUGUCCAGGGUUUGCUUACACAGCUAUUCCACAUGGUACAGUGCAGUAUGUAAUCAGUGGAGUGACUUAUACCAUCUUAUAUAACUUGUUGAAUUAUCCUGCUGGGAUUUUGAAAGUAACAAACGUGAAGCAACAAGACAUUGAUAACUUUAAAGACUAUCCUUCAAAUACAUACACAGAAAAGUUAGUUAAAGAGCACUGUAAGGACUCUGUAGGUUUACCUGUUGGUGUACAGUUUGUUGGUUUGCCAUAUCAAGAAGAAUUGGUGUUACAAUUGAUGAAAGCUGUGGAAACUAGUCUAAAAACUGGAAAACCUUAAUUGACUAGCUUUAUUUAGCUGAUACUAAGAAUAUUUGCUCAAAUUGUUAUCAACUUCUGUCCUUACUUUCUCAAAUAAUAGCACAACUUAACAUAUCAAAAGUCCUUAUUAAGCUAUACAAGAAUUACUGCUCAUAAGCCCUCAGUAAACCAUACAUGGAUGACGGCUUACAAGUUAUGCAACUGUUUCUGAAAUAAUGACUUAUUUUUAUCUUUUUGAAGGUCUCAGAAGUUGCACUUAUUUCUUUGAAUGCAUAAGACUGCAAAAGAAAUGUUAUAUUUACUUAGUAUACACUAAUUUAUAAUUCCUGUGUUAUAUUACACUGCUUAUCCUGAAGGCUUAACCCUUUUACAAUACCAAUUGCUUAAUCAUUAUACCAAAUUGCAGUUUGAAUACAACUUUUCAAACACAUCAACUGAUAAAACAGUUUAACUCAUAGCUAAUGAAAGGUUUUUAGUUUGAAUCAAUUGCAGUGUAUUAAAAAGUAUGCUUACAAUUUCACAUCUAUCAUUCAAAUUAUCUAGAUGUAUGUUUUUAAACAUAUAUCAAUUUAUGAAGUCAUAUAAAAGUAAGGUAAUCAUUUUUGAAUUGCUAUAUAAUUGUCAAGUCUAAAGUUUUUGCACUUUUCCCUUUAAAUUGUUUAUAUAUUUCACAAACAGACAUCAAAUCAAGUUGAAUUAAAACAUGGUAUAUACAUCAAAAUAUAUGUGAAGUAAAUAUUUGCUGUCAAUAAGAUUCCAUGGGAGAUAAUCUGAUAUCUAUGGAAUAUCUAUAGUGAUUUGACUCUUUGUCUCCCUUUAAAACUUCAAGAAAACAUAUUCAAGAUAAAUAAAUAUGUUUCCUUGAGUGGUUUAAAUAUUGACUGAAAGACAACUCUGUAACAUCUAAAGACAAUUUAAAUUUUAAAAGAGAUAAUUUGAAAACUUUAAACUGGACGUUGUCUCAUUGGCACUCAUACCACAUCUUCUUAUAUCUAAUUAUUACAGCAAUUAAAAAACUACUAUAUUACCUUUGAUAUGCCUUUACAAUUGAUAUACUUUCUAAGAUCUAUAUUAAUGUAAUGACAGAUGAGGUAUUGAUAUACUUUCUAAGAUCUAUAUUAAUGUAAUGACAGAUGAGGUAUUGAAAAGUAUAAUUUUUUAAUACAUUGCACUUGCUUCAAACUAACAAUAUUUCUCAAGCUAUAGGCUAAACUAUUUUACCAGUUGAUCAGUUUGUAGAGAUGAAUUCAAACUGCAACUUUGGUAAAACGGUCUUGCAAUUGGUAUUAUAAAAGGGCAAGGCCUUUAGGAUAAGCACUGUAACUAAUGUAAAAAUGAUAAAAUGGCAGAUAGCAAUUGUAAAGUUGUUUUUGAGUAUUGAGAUUUUGAUUUGUUUUAAUAAUUACAAAAAUUGAAACAAGAUGAGGAUAUUCAGUAAUUUGAUCUUUUUUGAAAGUAGAAAUUUAUGAUAAUAUAGAUCCAGUUAACUUUAUUAAUAAUUAAUGAAGGUAGAAUAAUACUGACAAGCAAUGAUAACCUUAAAAUUAUUUGGGAGAUAGCAUACUAUGUUGCUAAAUCUGAAACUUAAGAUCAAGAACUAUCAAUGACAUGUGUAAAAAUGUGGACAUUUAUUUCUGAAAUAAUAAGGAUAUCACUUUUCUUCUACAUCUAUCUCCAGAAAAACAUACUGUAUGAAUAUUUAUUGCUAUAGAAAUAUUAUUCAUUUUGACAUCUUUUGACUUUAUAUUAUUGGUGAUUUUUUACAUCGUUUGACUUUAUAUUAUUGGUGAUUUUUUACAUCGUUUGACUUUAUAUUACUGGUGAUUUUUUUACAUCUAUUGUGUUUAUAUAACUGGUGAUUUUUAUACUAUUGUUGAUUGUAAUGUAACAUCUAUUAAUUUUGAUGUUUUAGUGCCAUAAAAAAGUCCCAAAAUAUUGUGAUUUGUUUACGCAAUUAUUUUUCAUUAAUUAUAAAUUAUAUUGAGAAUAAUAUGUUGUUAAUCUCAUUUUUAGCUCAUCUAGCCUAAAGGCCAAGUGAGCUUUUCUCAUCACUUGGCGUCCAUCGUUGUCGUCCUCUGUUAAAUUUUACAAAAAUCUACUCCUCUGAAACUACAGGGUCAAAUUUAACCAAACUUAGCCACAAUCAUUAUUGGGGUAUCUAGUUUAAAAAAUGUGUCCAAUAAUCCAGCCUGUCAACAAAGAUGGCUGACAUGUCUAAAAAUAGAACAUAGGGGUAAAAUGAAAAUUUUUGUCUAUUAUUUUGAAAAGAAUAAUAGAUACAGAGAAAUUUUCAUUUGGAAGAAUGAUUAGCAAGACAAGAUCUACAAAUAAUUAACAUGGCUGAAAUCAUCGAAUGACUCUUUAUUUGAGUUAUUGCUCUCUAAUGACGAUUUUAACUUUUGUGAGUUUUGCCUUAUAUCCUUUAUAGAUGAAAAGAAACUUUAAAAGGCUAAAAUGAUCAACAAGUCAAGAUCUACAAAUUAGUCAAACAUGAACGAAACCGUCAGUUGACUCCUUGUUGAAGUUAUUGCCCUUUAAUGACGAUUUUUCCCAACUUUUUGCAUUUUUGACUGAUUUUUAAAACUAUAAUAGAUAGAUAGAAACUCUAUAGCAAAAGUGAUCAGCAAGACAAGAUCCACGAAUAAGCCAUAUUGGCUGAAAUCUUUAGUCGACUGGUUAAUGGAGUUUUUUCCUGUUUAGGCCCAAAAAAAAUAUAUGUCUGUUUAAGGUUACAUACUUUAAAAAAAUAGGGUAGGUAGGUCGGUAUUUCCAUUUUAUUUUUUGUGACAUGAUUUUGAGUCAUGCCGUUUCGACUUGUCGUUGUCCGAGUUGAUCAUGGGCCGAGUUUACCCGUAUUUUUGAUGAUUGGAUUAUUUCCCUUGGAAAAAAAUGGCGGCAAAGUGUUUAUUUCAUCACACGAGUUGCGAAUUUCCUUAAAACAGUUGUCAUAUUCACGAUUGUGAACAUUGGGAUGUAUCAGGCAAUUGAUUUAUAUCAUUUGCAACACUAACUUCGCUUUUGACACGAGUUCAGUUUAUUUUUCGACUUAGGGUCGGUGUUCAAAAGUAGGGUAGGUCGGGUAACCGUAAACAGACAUAUAUUUUUUUAUGGCCUUAAGAUGUUUUUACCAUUUUUUGGAGUUUUUGCCUAUUAUCUUGAAAAGUGUAAAAGAUACAAAAGUAGAUAGAAACUUUUAAAAGCAAAAAUGAUCAGCAGGACAAUUUCUACAAAUAAUUGUCAACAUGACUGAAAUUGUCAGUUAACUCUUUAUCGAGUUAUUGCCCUUUCAUGAUGAUUUUUUUACUAAAAAUGGCUUGAAGAUGCAGGUGAGCGACAUAGGCUCUUCAGAGUUAUGAAUAUUAGUGAAUUUUGAAAAUCUAUAAACUUCAGUAUUUAAGUAUACAGAUACUAGUGGGCACGGAGAUUGAUUAAGUAAUUAGAAUGAUCUCAUUUGCAUGUACAUAGACUGGGUCCAACUUAUAAUCAUAUCAGAGAGGAAAAGAUAUACUCGGCUAUUUAGGAUUUCAUUGGUUAAAGAAUAUUUCUAUAAUCAUCUUAGCUUCAGCCUUUGCAAUGUUUUGUCCCCUACCACAUUGUGACUAAAUAUUAAUCUACAUUGCUCCAUUACGCUAACUUUGCAAACACUCUUCCUCUGAGACUAUUUGCAUGAGAACUUUCAUACUUGGUAGGUUUGUUUGUCAUUAUUGGUAGUUAACUAUAUUUUACCACCACAAUUGGACUUGAAAUUUUUUGCCAAAGUUAUGGGACUUUUUUUUAUCAUUUUCAACCUAUUGUAGCAUAAAGACACCUUAUGAAUGCUACUUAUCUGGGCAAUAUGUCAUAAAGCUUUCAUACAUAUUGACAAUAUCCUUCCAUUAUGUGUAGUUGACCAAUUUGAAUUAACAACUUUUGCAAGAGUUUAGUUACAUUGAAUUUUCUUUUUUGUUGUUGUUAGCAUAAUGACAACUUGUAAAUGUUACUGCUCUGAUACCAUAAGUCUGAAACUUAUUUUAGUUAUCGAUUGAUUGUCAUUAUGGGAAGUCAGUCCAUUUACAUUGCCAGUUUUAUUUGAAAUUUUUGCUAGAGAUAUGGCCCUUUGUCAAAAUUUGACUUUUAAAGUAUCUUGACACUUUGAGAUCAAUACUCCUCCCAGACCAUUUGCCAAACAUUUUUGUUCCUUUGUAGGAUUUUUUGGGCCUAUUGUAACACAAUGACACUUUAUGAAAUAUUUCCCUCCGAGUCCAUUUGCCCAUGCAUAAUAUCUGAAAUUGUUAGUCAUCAUGUCAAGUUGACCUCAUUGAGUUCACAAUUUUUGUGGGAAUUAUUGGUCUCGACAAUUUUCAGCCUAUUGUAGCUUAAUUAAAAAUUGCCUUUUGUUUGCUUAUAUGCCUUAAGUUGUCUAAUACCAAUUUAGUCACCAUUCAGUGCAUUUUAAAAUCAAGUAUUUAGCCAAAAUCUAAACAAUAGUUCAUUAAUUCUCAAAAUGACCACAUUCUAAUAGAAAUGGGAACCAUAAGGGGGUAAUUACAAAAGCUCCAAACUGUGAUGAUCAUGUAAUGUGUGUCAUUGUAGCAAUAUACUUGUGUAUUUGUGAAUUAUAAGCAAUGGAGACAUUUUGCUAAUAUUAAGUAUUAUUUUAGAUUUUGUUUCAGAAUUUUUUUUUCACAUUUGCGUGCAGGUUUUUGAUUAUAUCUUCCCGCAUUCAUUUUACAGGUAACACAGCUGAAAAUAAAGAUAAUUGGAAACUUAUAUUUCAACCCAUGCUCACUUCAAUGAGCAAUUUUAUUCAGCAUAUCUAUGUAUUUAUGUGUUUCUUGACACUAUUAUAAAAUUUCAAAUCACCACAUAUAUCAAACUAAUAGGGCUUGAUACACCAGCAGUAGUUCAGCAAGUACCAACAUGUAAAAUCAGAACUUUUAUUUUUUAGCUUGUAUGUUUUUACAUUUUUAUCUGUAUAUAUAUUUCCAGGACUGAGUGUUUGUGCAUAAUAAAUUUGACAUAUCCUUCUUUCAAUCUCAUUUACACCUCCUCAUUGGUGAGCAGGGGACUUUAACUAAUGGAAAAGUACUUAUAAAUAGUUAAAUAGAUAAAUUAUAGUUAAAUAAAAAAUUAUAUAAGUAUAAUCUUCAUGUAUUUACCUGGGUUUACCUGUAAAAUAAAUGCAUGCAAAUGUUAUCAAAAGCUGUGCACAAAUGUAAUGCACUGGUGGGGUAAGUGAAUGUGCUUACAAAGGUUCUUUAAUUGUUUGCUGUAUUUAAUUUGAAUAAACUUGUUUCAUCUCUA